Messenger RNA from Trypanosoma theileri, 1389 nucleotides. RefSeq lists its product as uncharacterized. The record is from RefSeq and is a predicted model, not a curated record. Lineage: Eukaryota; Euglenozoa; Kinetoplastea; Trypanosomatida; Trypanosomatidae. The transcript has a single exon. Bases 1 to 1389 code for a protein of 462 amino acids.
AUGUACGGUGUACCUCUGGAGUGCUGUGAAUGUGCCAUUCCAAUUGCAGAUGAUGGGGCACUGCGGGCUGUACUUCUCGUGCCUUGUCAACAUCUUCUUCACGUGGGGUGUGUGGACUAUAUUCGCAAACGAAGAAAACUACACCAACUUAUUGACGGAGCGGAUUUAAAUGGAAUUGUGACAACGACUCCCUUUUUGCAGAGUAGUAGUAGUGAUGUUGAUGCUACUUUUGAAAAUGCAAACAUCACAUCUACUACCUCCAGUAAUAAUAGUAACAGUAAGGAUGAGAAGAGUAAUACAAUUCACAGCGAUAAGCAUAGUCGUAUUGUUGCGUGUCCGGCAUGUCAUUCCCCUAUUCAGAAACUUAUUCCAUUAUUCCCCAGCAUAGGAGAUAUGCAUAGACCGACCAAUGACAAUAACAGUGGUGUUGCUUUACAAUAUGGGAAAGUACAUCAUAAACAGAAGACUAAUAUUGCUCAUCUUCGUGCACUUUAUGAACAACGAAAAAAUGUGACACAGUUAACACGCACUUGUGCCUUACUGCAUGAGAGACUUUCAGAAGUGCAAGCAGAGGUUGAUUCCUUGUCGAAGAUUCUUCCAAAUCCAUUACCCUUAGUGAGUGGAUCAAGAGUAUCUGAAGAUGAACUUUGUGUAGAUGGCAUGACAGCCACAGAGCUAGAAUUAUACAUAACACAAUCAUCUUCUACAUUAGAACGAUUAGAACGUGAAGUACGUGAACAGCGACGAUUGACUGAACGAAGACGAAAAAAGUUGAGUUCCUUGAAAUCACGCUAUCAUGCACAAAAGGAGCCAACACCUAAAAGAUUAGCUGGUGAUAGAAUAAAGGAGGGUAUAGAGUCCAGUGAUGGUGAAGGGAAAUGCGACACGCUAAAUGAUUGCAGACGUCCACGUUCAGCACCGGUUGUAGAUGUGGAUGAAGAAGAAGAAAAAGAAAAAGAGAGAAAAUCAUCAGCUGCAUUACAAGUAAUGGUUGUUUCCUCAGUAGAGGGUAGUAAUGCGGAGGAGAGUGGUUCUGAUGAUAAUAGUGAUGAUGUGAUCUUUGUUGACCAGACAACACCUCCCAUCGCUAGUACCACCAGUAGGAGUGAUAGUCGUGGUGCGGCAGAUGCUACUACGGGUGGCUUUGUCUAUACCGGGCAAACAUAUCCAAUCACAGAAUAUAUGAGUCCUGGUAAUAUCAACAGCGACAAUAUCACCGAUAGUAAUGCAGCUGAUGUUGAUGAUGAUAGUGAUAUUAUGAGAUGCUACAAUCAUUUACAGCAGGUAACAUCAACACGACAAAGGACGAUUCAUCCCUCUAAUGCUGUGCGUCUUCUUCCAAGACGUGAAGAUCGACUUUGGCAGUCAUCGCUGGAAGGUCUUCUGUAG